Messenger RNA from Talpa occidentalis (Iberian mole), 1193 nucleotides. Its product is annotated as class I histocompatibility antigen, Gogo-B*0201 alpha chain-like. Gene Ontology annotation, molecular function: signaling receptor binding; peptide antigen binding. Gene Ontology annotation, biological process: positive regulation of T cell mediated cytotoxicity; immune response; antigen processing and presentation of endogenous peptide antigen via MHC class Ib. Lineage: Eukaryota; Metazoa; Chordata; Mammalia; Eulipotyphla; Talpidae. The transcript has 7 exons. The record is from RefSeq and is a predicted model, not a curated record. Gene Ontology annotation, cellular component: external side of plasma membrane. The coding region runs from base 37 to 1128 and encodes 363 amino acids.
CGUCUCCCCAGCCCGGGGGGAGGCGCGUCCUGGGGGAUGGGGGGCGCAGCCCUCCUGCUCCUGCUCGCGGUGGCCGCGGCCCCGAGGGAGACCCGGGCGGGCCCCCACUCCCUGAGGUUUUUCCACACCGCGAUGUCCCGGCCCGGCCUCGGGGAGCCCCGCUUCAUCUCCGUGGGCUACGUGGACGACACGCUGUUCGACCGCUUCGACAGCGACUCUCGGGGCCAGAGCUUGGAGCCGCGGGCGCCCUGGGCGGAGCACCUGGGGCAGGAGGAGCAGGAGGAGUGGGACAGGAGGACGCAGAUGCUAAGGGAAAUGACACUGUGGUACCGUGCGCAGCUGGACGCCCUGCGCGGCCUCUACAACCAGAGCGAGACUGGGUCUCACACCUUCCAGGGUAUGUAUGGCUGCGACAUGGGGCCCGACGGGCGCCUCCUCCACGCGUACAGUCAGUUCGCCUACGACGGCACCGAUUUCAUCGCCCUGAACGGGGACCUGCGCUCCUGGACCGCGGUGGACACGGCCGCUCAGAUCACCCGGAGCAAGUGGGAGGCCCAGGGUGAGGCAGAGAAGAUCAGGAACGGUUUGCAGAACAAGGACUUGAGGUGGCUGCGCACAUUCCUGGAGCACGGGAAGGAGACUCUGCAGCGCACGGAUCCCCCAAAGACACACGUGACCCACCACCCCACCUCUGAGCAUGACGUCACCCUGAGGUGCUGGGCCCUGGGUUUCUACCCUGCGGACAUCACCUUGACCUGGCAGCGAAAUGGGGAGGACCUGACCCAUGACACAGAGCUGGUGGAUACCAGGCCUGGGGGGAAUGGAACCUUCCAGAAGUGGGCGGCUGUGGUGGUGCCUUCUGGAGAGGAGCAGAGAUACACAUGCCAUGUGCAGCAUGAGGGGCUGCUGGAGCCCCGAGUCCUGAGAUGGGUGCCCCCUCCUCAGUCCUCCAUCCCCACCGUGGGCAUCAUUGCUGGCCUGGUUCUCCUUGGAGCUGUGCUCACUGGAGCUGCGGUGGCUGCAGCUGUGAUGUGGAGGAAGAAGCACUCAGGUGGAAACGGAGGAAGCUACACUCAGGCUGCAGGCAAUGACAGUACCCAGGGCUCUGAUGUGUCUCUCAGCCCCUAAAGUGUCCUUCAAAAUAAAUCUGAUUGAAUAAAAUUGUUCCUAUUGUUUUCAGAUUCAAUUUAAUU